UGGUUUGGUCCACAAGCUUCACUUUAAGGAAUUUGUCUUGACUUUUGACUAUUCCUUGUCCCGCAAUUCAGGUCUCAUUGAUCAACGGCUAAGAUGAAGCGAGAAGGCAAACAACACGGUAUGGUCAGGACUUACCGGAUUCUGCCUCCGUCUCUGAAUCCAAGGCCGGAAUCGAAGUUGGUCAACCCUUUGACUUCACGGCCAACCGCUGGAUUGUUUACCAAAGUGACAUCAAAGCCGACCAAUCACUCGAAAUUCACCGGAAAAUGUGGUCAAGCAAGGUGCCUUGAUUGUCAUAUGCAUCCGAUCACCAAAUCCAAAGCCAAGACUAAAGGCUCUUCUAAGGUGAGAUCAAAUGAUGUUACCUACAAGAUGCUGACUUGGCAGGUCGCUGCGGGAGGGCCUAGACCCGGUUUGAAGCUUUCCGGGUUCUCGGCUACCGGGAUACUUGAUCUUAUGUCUGAUGAUUAUGGUUAUGAUCAUGAUUAUGAAGAUGAUGAAGAAGAUGAAGAAGAAGAAGAAAACAGAGCAAGUGUUGUAGAAGAAAUUGUGAAAAUACAGAGUAGUGAUGAUGAUGGUGAAACAGAAGAAGAUGGGUCACAUGAUGAUGAUGAUGAUGAUGAUGAUACUGAUGAUGAUGGAAGGAUGAGUUUUUGUGAUGUGGGGAUGAUGAUGAUGAUGGAUCAUGUGGAAGAAUAUGAUGAAGGAUGGUAUUUGGUUGAAGAAAUGAUGACUUAAUUAAUCUCUUUGAUCAUUGAUCUGGCUGAUUAUCCCCCAAUAAUUGUCUUUCCUUUUGCUUUUGUAAAUUUUAUCAUUUUUAAUAACUUGGGGGAAUGAUUGAUUAUAUCUAUGUAAAUGUGAUUUGAUUCUUAAAUCAAAAACUAUGAUUUAUAAUUGUAAUUUAUGUAAAGUUGAAACCUUUUCUCAACAA
Messenger RNA from Arabidopsis lyrata subsp. lyrata, 931 nucleotides. RefSeq names its product zinc-regulated protein 8. The record is from RefSeq and is a predicted model, not a curated record. The transcript has 2 exons. Lineage: Eukaryota; Viridiplantae; Streptophyta; Magnoliopsida; Brassicales; Brassicaceae. The coding region runs from base 94 to 738 and encodes 214 amino acids.